Molecule: messenger RNA, 707 nt
Organism: Pichia membranifaciens NRRL Y-2026
Lineage: Eukaryota; Fungi; Ascomycota; Pichiomycetes; Pichiales; Pichiaceae
Exons: 1
Coding region: 157-636 (159 amino acids)
Source: RefSeq, a predicted model, not a curated record
UUGGUCGGAGUCGGGCCGCAGGAGCUAUCACAUGAAAACUAGCGCUUCUCUCUAGGCUCUGCUGUCAGAGGAAUAACGGGACUAGGGAACCGUUCCAAAUUUAAACUCUGGCCCGCCCCAAGCUACAAGAAACCAGCACUCCAACACCCCGUCCCAAUGCAGUAUACUUGCGAGCUAGUGGGGCUUGGCGUGGGUGGUUCGGCGAGUCUCCUCCACUCCCGGCCGGCCCUGCUGGAGUCCUGGGAGCCAGAACCAAACACGAAAAAUAGCCCGGCCCUCAACAGCAACCUUCACCUUCUGCACCACGCGUUCCCAAUGCGGCACCCAGCUGGCUCCCCCAGCACGCUGCCGGCCCCUAAAGACAAUGCCUCCCCACGCUGUAUCUCCGGCCAAGCCGCCUGCCAAAAACCAGUGCCUUCCCGAUCGGGCAGCUUAACGUCCCUCGCUUCCGUGUUCCGGUCCAGCCACGCAGCACACUUGCGGGCAGAUACGACGCCCAUAUUGCUCCCACAAAUGUGCUGCAUGCCGCCGUGCCCGCGCUGGUGCGGUUGUCCCCGGCAGCCCCCCGCAAGGAGGGCUACCAGCCGCGGAAGACCCGACGCGCUAGCAGAACGAUCGCCAGACGCGCCGCGCUAGCGGUAUUAGCUCAGAAAGUCUAACGGACGUGCAGCACUAGCGCGUUAAGUAGCAAGUGGCCGGGCAACUAG